Python bivittatus (Burmese python) is the source of this 4582-nucleotide messenger RNA. NCBI's taxonomy places the organism in Eukaryota, Metazoa, Chordata, Lepidosauria, Squamata, Pythonidae. The record is from RefSeq and is a predicted model, not a curated record.
CCGGGGUGGCACGGUGUGGCACAGGCUCCAUGCCUCCCUUUGCACCCAUCUGGAGCAGCAGCACUGGGUUGCGGUGGCUGCCAAAAAAGAAAUGCUCUCCCGGCCACGGCGCUGUGCGUGCUGGAGUUGGCAGGACCGGCUGUUUCAUUGUAAUAGAUGCCAUGCUAGAGAGAAUAAAACAUGAAAAGACUGUAGAUAUUUAUGGCCAUGUAACUCUAAUGAGAGCCCAGAGAAAUUACAUGGUUCAAACGGAGGACCAAUACAUCUUUAUCCAUGAUGCACUGCUUGAAGCAGUGACAUGUGGAAAUACCGAAGUGCCAGCCAGAAACCUGUAUGCAUAUAUUCAGAAGCUGACACAGAUAGAAGCAGGAGAGAAUGUCACAGGAAUGGAAUUGGAAUUUAAGCGGCUAGCCAGCUCUAAAGCCCAUACUUCAAGAUUUAUCAGUGCCAAUCUUCCAUGUAAUAAAUUUAAAAAUCGCCUUGUUAAUAUUAUGCCAUAUGAAUCCACAAGGAUAUGUUUGCAACCCAUCAGAGGGGUAGAAGGCUCUGAUUAUAUCAAUGCCAGUUUUAUCGAUGGAUACAGGCAACAAAAAGCCUAUGUAGCUACACAGGGACCUUUGGCAGAAACAACAGAAGAUUUCUGGAGAAUGCUUUGGGAGCACAAUUCAACCAUCGUAGUCAUGCUUACUAAGCUACGAGAAAUGGGCAGAGAAAAAUGCCACCAGUAUUGGCCAGCAGAGCGCUCAGCCAGAUAUCAAUACUUUGUGGUCGAUCCAAUGGCAGAGUAUAAUAUGCCACAGUACAUCCUAAGAGAAUUCAAGGUCACAGAUGCCCGGGAUGGCCAGUCCCGAACAGUGAGGCAAUUCCAGUUCACUGACUGGCCUGAACAAGGAGUGCCAAAAUCGGGAGAAGGGUUUAUAGAUUUCAUCGGCCAAGUUCAUAAAACAAAAGAGCAGUUUGGACAAGAUGGGCCGAUUUCGGUUCACUGUAGUGCGGGUGUUGGAAGGACUGGAGUGUUCAUAACCCUAAGCAUUGUGUUGGAAAGAAUGAGAUAUGAAGGUGUUGUAGAUAUUUUCCAGACUGUCAAAAUGUUAAGGACGCAGCGGCCAGCCAUGGUACAAACAGAGGAUCAGUAUCAGUUCUGCUAUCGAGCUGCACUAGAAUAUCUGGGCAGUUUUGACCACUAUGCAACGUAAAAACAAAUGGAAAAACGCUGACCUUUCCUGGAUUGUUAACUGCAGGCCCUUUAAGAUCCAGAGAGCCUCUUCUGAGCCAUACAGUGUGCUUGAGAAGUACUUAACUUUUAAUUAAAGACCAAUUAGUGGGAAAUAUUAACAGGAAAAAAAAAACUGCCGGGUGAACCAACAAUUCACUCAUCAGUAAACUUAACCAGAAACAUAAUUAAAGAAUCUUGACUGGGUUGAGGCACCUGAAGGAUUUCAGUUUACAGAGAUCUCAAGGAUUCAGUUUUGAUUGAAAUUAAAGGGAAGAGGACAUUCCUGCCAACUACGAUCAUCUCGUUCAGGACUGCAUGAUAGUGAACGAUGCCAAUUUUAGGAGUUCUGCAAUUCAGCGCAAGAUGUUCGUCAGGAGGCCCGUCCCCGGCUCCUCCAGAACAAAACCACCUCUUUGUUUCAACAUCUCCCCUUCCCACCAUAAUGCUCAUCAAUAACAUUUGGGGAUGGGAGGGAAAAGGGCAAAUGUUUAAAAAGAAAGUCCUUGAUUUAGUUUUCUAGUAUUGUAAAGAUACUGCUGACCUGUGCUUCAUUUUUAACUGUGUAAACUUUUUUCCUUUUUUUUUAAACAAAGGUUUAUCAUUCAAUGAAGUGAAACAAUUUUUUUGUUUGUUUGUUUCUGAAUUGUAAUUUUUUUUACGCUGUAGAACUGUUACCUGUAAUAUCUUGCUGUAGAAAUGUUAAAUAAUUUUGACAAUUUGCACAUUUUUGUGCAACCCUAUAUUUAUCUCCAGGACCACAUUCUCAUUUAGAUAUUGCUUUUACAUUUGAUUUUUUUUUCAAUGAAAUAUAAAUCAGUUAAUCUACAUACGGAAGAUUUUGUUUUUAUUUCUUUUGGAAUCAACAGGGAAGCGCAAAGUAUAAAGCUGCUGCUACUAACACUCACACUUUUCUCUUUCUACUAUAAAUAUAUGUAUAUCUCUCGUUCUCUCUCUAUCCAUCUACAAUAAUAAUCAUGUAGAUAGAUAGAAAGAAAUGCACAUAAAUAUAAAUAUAUAAAUAUAAAUAUACAUGUAUCGGUUCUUCCAUGACUUGGAUUUAUUGAAGUAGUAGGGGGAAAAUCCAAAUUGGUACAUUCAGACAAUACAACACUUCUACUCAUCUCUGCAUUUCAAGGUUUGCUUUUGAGGGUUUUGUGUUUAUUUUAUCUUUUUGUUUUGCUUUCUUUUCAAUUUCCUAGGGGAAAUGAGGAAUGCACAUCAGUGAUACUUGAAAUUCAGUCUUACCCAAAAAUAAUGGGUAGAAAUCAUGUGCACACACAUCACUCACCACCCAUGCACAUUAAAGUCACAGUUUCAUCCACCAUUACUAGAAGAGAAGCCCCAUUAACUCAGUGGGGCUCACUUCUAAAUAAACCUGCUUAGGGAUUGCAUUGCAUAUUACAUUAUAGCUCACGGUGAGAUUUCAUAUUUGGAACAUUUUAGUGCAAUAGCAACCACACUAAAUAUAUGUAUGAAGAAGGUCAGUUCAUAUCCCUAACAGAAAGAAAAUGCUAUAAUAGUUGUCAAGAAUUUUUAAAAUGUAUCCACUCAUAUAACUGUCUGCAAUAUAGAGUAAGACAUUUGGACUGAUGACAUAUAAUGGGGCAAAGCCAAACUCACGUUGCUCUGUUAGGUCAAAAUAUUUUAUGGCAUACAGCACCAGUUAGAAAUGCAGUUUUCAAUUUUAAUUUUUGCAUUUAGAGUGCCUUAUAUUUGAUGCCUAUUUUGAUAGCAUUGCUUCAUUUUUGUCUGUUUGCUUCAACAGGAUCUCUGUGAUUUCCCACCCACCCCCCUUUCAAUUAAAACAUUCUCUUUUCAGCAUAUGUACACUGAAGUUUGUUUUAACGAUAUUCAUUCCUGUUUUUUCCCCAAGUGUUCACUAUCAGUAAUUUUUUAUCCAAAGCAGAAGGUAGACAAGCGCCCUGUAGCCACAGGCAAACUAUUUCAAAAGUGUGUUUUUUGCCCAAACUGGCAUCCAUAACCAUAGAAUUGUUUUGUUUUGUUUUAUAGAAGAUAGCAUUGCUAUUCUGAAAAUAUAAUAGAACGCUCCUAAUACUUUAGGAAUGACAAUUUGAAUGGGUUUGGAUCCCAAUUCAUGUACGUGAAUUUCACUGGAGGCCAAGGCUAGGCUUUAUUCAGCUGGACAAGGGACUUCUGGUGGUAUUAACUAAAGACAACCGAAGACAUUGAUUGGGCCAGUUGAACAGAAGUUACGGCUUCUUAUGUUGGGCUAGGUCAAACCUGGCACCAUGUUAAAUCACAAAUAUCAAAGAAAUGUUUUUAGAUGUGUUUCCAUAAAGAAAAACAACCAAGAAUAUACUUACAUUAGCAUUUAUUUUUCCAUGUUUUCCAUCACUACCAGAAAUAAAUAUAUUAAAAGACCAAACACUAGAAAGCAUUCUAUUUGAGCACUUUUAUAUAUAUAUAUAUUUUAAAAAAACCAAUUAAAAAGCGCAAAAAACAAAAAAAAAAUCCACAUACAUAAUGUAUAAUAAUUUUUAAAUAAGCAUUCUAGAAGGCUACCUCAGAGUGAGAUUCUUUAAUUCUACAUCAGAAUCCAACAUGAAUGUGUGCACUGCAUGUUUCCUUUUGAUUUGUUUCUGUCAAAAAUAAAAAGGUCCAGGCUACACACUGAACUCACCCUUUGAACCAAAAGUAUGGUUUGACAGACCGACACAGUUUCAAACGAUGCUAGAAAGGCAUGGCUGCACAAACGCUUGUGGUGAAUUGGCUUAAAUUCAAGCACAAACCUGCCAGGGCCGAAGCAAUAGAAUUCUUCCCCAAAGAGCCGUAUCGUGUGGCAUGGAUCGGUUGGGUCUUGCAGAAUCUGGAUGCAGAGUGAUUAGUAAUCAUGGGCAUGGCUGCCGAUGAGGAUGUGGGGGCUUGGGAAGCAACCAAAGCAUGAGUGAGCAUCAGCAAGGCUUCCUGGUUCAGAAAGGGCACAAGAUUUAUCUGUGCAAAGCUCCCCCCCCUCCAGCCACAGCUGCCACCUGCUCCUUGAGCAGGAGCCGUGAGUCAAGGAGGAUCCUCAGUUGUGCACCAGCUCUAUCCAUGGACACCUUGUGCAGACAUGCCUUGGGGAGGCCCACUGCAGAUCAGGCCAGCCUUUCUUCAACAACUGUUUGAUUUAUAAAAGAAAAGUAUAAAUUAAAUCAGAGGGAGGGGCAUCACGGAAAAGCAGCCAAACAAAUAGCCAGUCAUCUUCCUCUCAAAGCUACUAUUCAGGAGUUGCUUCUAAAGAGAUUUCUAUCCAAAUCAUUGAUGUGCAUUCCAUUUGGGUUCCUUUGCGGUGCGGUGAUUUUUCUCUCAUUUCCUUUUUCUUUUUUAAAUGAGUAGGUCUCGUAAACCGUCAUUCACCAUAGUCGG